Messenger RNA from Miscanthus lutarioriparius, 996 nucleotides. The record is from the annotation of a GenBank genome assembly. NCBI's taxonomy places the organism in Eukaryota, Viridiplantae, Streptophyta, Magnoliopsida, Poales, Poaceae.
AUGCCCGACCGGAACGUGGUCUCCUGGACCGCGAUGGUGUCGGGGUACGCGCAGAACGGGAGGCACGAGGAUGCCGUGCGCACGUUCCUGGAGAUGUGGGAGGGGGCUGGCGUGCGGCCAAACGAGGUCACCGUCAGCAGCGUGCUGCCCGCGUGCGCCGCGGUCGGGGCCUUGGCGCUGGGGAAGAAGGUGCAGCGGUACGCGAGGGGGAGGAGGAUGUUUAGGAAUGUCUAUGUCGCGAAUGCUUUGAUUGAGAUGUAUGCCAAGUGUGGCAGCAUUCGUCGGGCUUGGAUGGUGUUUCGGGGCAUCGGGACGCGGAGGGAUCUUUGUUCUUGGAACUCGAUGAUCAUGGCGUUUGCCGUGCAUGGACUCUGGAGGGAGGCGCUGGGCUGGUUUCAUAAAUUGAGGAUGACAGGGGCUAAACCAGAUGGCAUUACAUUUGUUGGAGUCAUUUUGGCCUGUACUCAUGGAGGCUUGGUGGAUGAAGGCAAGCUGCUCUUCAACUCAAUGAGAGAGGAGUUCGGUCUGAAGCCAAGAAUCGAGCACUAUGGUUGCAUGGUUGACCUGCUGGGGCGUGCUGGUCUGCUAAAAGAAGCUGACAGUCUGAUCGCGAGCAUGCCAAUGGAGCCUGACGCCGUAAUCUGGGGAGCGUUGCUUGGAGCUUGCAGCUUCCAUGGCAACUUGGAGCUAGCGGAACUAGCAGUGGAAAAACUAAUGCACCUGGAGCCGCAGAAUACAGCAAACCUAGUGAUCCUUUCAAAUAUAUACGCGUCACAUGGCAAAUGGGACGGUGUUGCCCAGGUAUGGAAGUUGCUAAAGGAAAAAGAUCACAAGAAAUCUGCUGGUUACAGCUUUAUUGAGUUAGAUGGUAGGAUGCACAAGUUCCUGGUUGAGGAUAAGUCGCAUCCAAGAUAUGAGAUGGUAUAUGACACCUUGGAUAGCAUCACACUGACCAUGAAGCUUGUCAACUUGGAAAAUUCAGAAGUGGAAAGCUAA